Molecule: messenger RNA, 1287 nt
Organism: Fusarium graminearum PH-1
Lineage: Eukaryota; Fungi; Ascomycota; Sordariomycetes; Hypocreales; Nectriaceae
Product: glucose N-acetyltransferase 1
Exons: 2
Coding region: 1-1287 (428 amino acids)
Molecular function (GO): glycosyltransferase activity
Source: RefSeq, a predicted model, not a curated record
AUGGGUGAGGCAUCGUCAUUCGUCGCGGUGCGCUUGAUGAGGAUUAUCCCCAUCCUCGCAAUCCUCGGCGCUACUUAUUAUAUAUUCCUUACCUGCUUCGCCUCUUUCCAGGCCACAGACGUCCCCGUUCCUGAAGAAUGGAGGAAUCACGAUGCAGUCGUCGAUGAGGUUGACGAAAUCACAGAAACUCUCACUCACGACCCUGAUUCUAGGCCAACUCCCCAUAAACUCACCAUCGCUGAGAUUGAGGAUCUUGAGAAUAAGGGAGAGUUUAUGGGCUUUGAGGACGAAGACGAAAUUGAUGUCUUUAUCAACUUGGACGAUGACGGUGACUGGGAGGAAGAUGAUCUCAAAAAGGAACUCGGCGAUGAGCUUGAAGGCGAUUUUGAGGAUGAGGAGGAUGAAGACUUCGGCGAUGACGACGACGACGACGACAACGACGACGACGUCGAUUGGUCGCGCUUUGCCUACAUUCAGUAUGUCACCAACGAGGACUAUCUCUGCAACUCGGUUAUGAUCUUUGAGCAAUUGCAUCGCCUUGGUAGCAAGGCUGAUCGCCUGCUCAUGUACCCGAAGGAAAUGCUUGAGCCAGAUGCUGCGUACUCAAACAAACGCGGUGGACAACUUCUCAUCAGAGCUCGCGAUGAGUAUAAUGUUACGCUUCAACCAAUUGAGAUCCAACAUCGCGAUGGACAAGAUGGUAUAUCUCCUACAGCCCCAACUUAUCCUUUACUAUCUAACUUCUGUCUAGAAACAUGGGCCGACUCCUUCACCAAACUCCUCGCUUUCAACCAGACCCAAUAUGACCGAGUUCUCUCCCUUGACUCAGACAGUAUGGUCCUCCAACACAUGGACGAACUCUUCCAACUACCUCCCUGCCCCGUUGCCAUGCCCCGCGCCUACUGGCUCUACAACGAGAAUCCUCCUAAGCGGAUUCUCUCAUCGCAGGUGAUGCUCAUCCAGCCCGACGACGUAGAAUUCGAGCGCAUCGUGCAAAAGAUGAACAGCAUCGGCCCCAACGACUACGACAUGGAGAUAGUAAACAGUCUGUAUCUCGACAGCGCUCUCAUCCUGCCCCAUCGCAAGUACGACAUGCUCACUGCCGAGUUCAGGAAUAAGGACCAUACCGCGUAUCUGGGCAGUGAGCGGGAAAAGUGGGAUUCUAGUGUUGCGCUGAGCGAGGCCAAGUUUGUGCACUUUUCGGAUUGGCCUGUUCCGAAGCCGUGGAUCAAUGAUGUUGAGACUAGAUUGGCGAACCAACCUGACUGUCCUGAGGAGAGUUUGUGA